Arvicola amphibius (Eurasian water vole) is the source of this 1344-nucleotide messenger RNA. It is a transcript of the gene Zic1, whose product is annotated as Zic family member 1. Gene Ontology annotation, molecular function: RNA polymerase II cis-regulatory region sequence-specific DNA binding; DNA-binding transcription factor activity, RNA polymerase II-specific. Gene Ontology annotation, biological process: regulation of transcription by RNA polymerase II; central nervous system development. The transcript has 3 exons. The record is from RefSeq and is a predicted model, not a curated record. Bases 1 to 1344 code for a protein of 447 amino acids. Gene Ontology annotation, cellular component: nucleus. NCBI's taxonomy places the organism in Eukaryota, Metazoa, Chordata, Mammalia, Rodentia, Cricetidae.
AUGCUCCUGGACGCCGGCCCCCAGUAUCCCGCGAUCGGUGUGACCACCUUUGGUGCAUCCCGGCACCACUCGGCAGGCGACGUGGCCGAGCGAGACGUGGGCCUGGGUAUCAACCCGUUCGCCGACGGCAUGGGAGCCUUCAAGCUCAACCCCAGUUCGCACGAACUGGCCUCGGCUGGCCAGACAGCCUUCACGUCGCAGGCGCCCGGCUACGCCGCUGCUGCGGCCCUGGGCCACCAUCACCACCCGGGCCACGUCGGCUCCUACUCCAGCGCAGCUUUCAAUUCUACGCGGGACUUUCUGUUCCGCAACCGAGGCUUCGGCGACGCGGCCGCGGCAGCUAGCGCCCAGCACAGUCUCUUCGCUGCUUCAGCCGGCGGCUUCGGGGGCCCACACGGCCAUACGGACGCCGCGGGUCACCUCCUUUUCUCCGGGCUUCACGAGCAGGCGGCGGGCCACGCGUCGCCCAACGUGGUCAACGGGCAGAUGAGGCUAGGCUUCUCCGGGGACAUGUACCCGCGGCCGGAGCAGUACGGCCAGGUGACCAGCCCGCGAUCUGAGCACUAUGCCGCGCCGCAGCUUCACGGCUACGGGCCCAUGAACGUGAACAUGGCUGCACACCACGGCGCUGGCGCCUUCUUCCGCUAUAUGCGCCAACCCAUCAAGCAAGAGCUUAUCUGUAAAUGGAUCGAGCCGGAGCAGCUGGCCAACCCCAAAAAGUCGUGCAACAAAACUUUCAGCACCAUGCACGAGCUGGUCACGCACGUCACGGUGGAGCACGUCGGCGGCCCAGAGCAGAGCAACCACAUAUGCUUCUGGGAGGAGUGUCCGCGUGAGGGCAAGCCCUUCAAAGCCAAAUACAAACUGGUCAACCACAUCCGCGUGCACACGGGCGAAAAGCCUUUUCCCUGCCCAUUCCCUGGCUGCGGCAAGGUUUUCGCGCGUUCAGAGAACCUCAAGAUCCACAAAAGGACGCACACAGGGGAGAAGCCCUUCAAGUGCGAGUUCGAAGGCUGCGACCGGCGCUUCGCCAACAGCAGCGACCGCAAGAAGCACAUGCACGUGCACACUAGCGACAAGCCCUACCUUUGCAAGAUGUGCGACAAGUCCUACACGCACCCCAGCUCUCUGCGCAAACACAUGAAGGUUCACGAGUCCUCUUCUCAGGGCUCACAGCCUUCUCCCGCCGCCAGCUCCGGGUACGAGUCGUCCACGCCACCCACCAUCGUGUCUCCCACCACAGACAACCCGACCACCAGCUCCAUGUCGCCCUCCUCCUCCGCGGUCCACCACACAGCCGGCCACAGCGCGCUCUCUUCCAAUUUUAACGAAUGGUACGUUUAA